This is a messenger RNA of Hyposmocoma kahamanoa, 1080 nucleotides long. RefSeq lists its product as uncharacterized. Lineage: Eukaryota; Metazoa; Arthropoda; Insecta; Lepidoptera; Cosmopterigidae. The record is from RefSeq and is a predicted model, not a curated record. Gene Ontology annotation, molecular function: nucleic acid binding. Bases 1 to 1080 code for a protein of 359 amino acids. The transcript has 4 exons.
AUGAUUAGUAAAUUUGAAAAGAAACAAGUUGAAAGAGAUGUAGUUUUCAAGGAAAAACAAGAGUGUUUACGUGCAAUGUCUCAAUGCAUUGGUAACAUGGAUGAUACCAGUAAUCCAGUUAUAGAAACCAUUCGAGCAACAAUAAAAAAAUUGAAUGAUCUGUUCCUUAAAGAAUGUUUAAAGACACAAAAUCAGUAUCUUGACGAGAUUUCUUCUAUGACCGAUAUCAGUGUUGGUACCCUUAAAAGAAUUAAAACAGAGGGUCAAACAAAUGAAGGCACGUGGAACACACCAGGCAAAAAGAGGCCACAUAAGCCAACAGGUCCAUCCACAAGUGGUGCUGUCACUAAUAUCUCUUCGGGUAAGAGAUAUAUUAUUGUUCAUGCUGGCUCAGAAAAAGGUUUCGUGCCAAAUGCUCUUUUGGUGUUCAGCACAAAAUCUAAAAAUGCAGAUUAUCAUCACGAUAUGAACUCUCAAAAUUUUAAUAAAUGGAUAUCUGAGAAACUAAUCCCUAAUUUAAGUGAGCCCAGUGUUAUUGUUAUGGAUAAUGCUAGUUAUCACUGUGUCCAAAUCAAUAAGGGCCCAACAACAAAUACUAGAAAAUUUGAAAUCCAAGCAUGGCUCUCUUCAAAUGGUAUUUCAUAUGAAGAUUAUCUAUCAAGAGAAGAACUAUUAGUUUUAGCAAAAGAGAAUAAACAAGCACCGGUCUACCAAGUUGAUGAACUUUUGAAGCAGCAUGGGCAUGAAGUGCUAAGACUACCGCUCUACCAUUGCGAUCUAAACGCUAUAGAAUUAGUAUGGAGUUUGGCGAAACGCAAAGUUGCCAGUAAAAACAUUGGUUUGUCUGCGGAGGAUAUGGCAAAAUUAAUAGAAGAAUCUUUUAAUAGUAUAACACCAGAGGACUGGAAAAAAAAUACAGACCAUGUUAUUCAUGUUGAAGAGCAGUACAAAAAACGAGAUGGAAUAACUGCAGAAAUGGAAGAGUUCAUAAUAAGAGUCAGAGAUAAUGAUAGUGAUAGUAAUUCUGACUCUUCAUUCGCAGUUGAAUUUUUAGAUUCAGAUUUUGAUUACAGUGAUUAA